Sclerotinia trifoliorum is the source of this 1366-nucleotide messenger RNA. The record is from the annotation of a GenBank genome assembly. Lineage: Eukaryota; Fungi; Ascomycota; Leotiomycetes; Helotiales; Sclerotiniaceae.
GACAUCUCAAGUUCGCCAACCUACCCCUAGGUUCCAGAAAUUGAUUCGCGCGUUUAUUACUCAAGCCUAAGAGGAGGACCAGAAAUUCUGUGCAUUACGCCAGUACAUGCUAACCGACGGAUGAUUUACAGUCUUCCAGUUUUCCACAUCCCACACAGGUUCCAUCACCAGGGAGCUAGCCUCCUAAACAACAAAAGAUGCAAGGCUUCAAUAUGGGACGUUAUGUCCCUCCUGAUCAGGAGGGACUGAUGAGUGGAAACCAGUUGCAUGGGAAGCACGCACUGGGGGCUCGAGCGAAUAAGAUUUCUCAGGGUAUCUUAACAGUACGAUUCGAGAUGCCAUAUCCUAUCUGGUGCACACACUGUCCAAAGCCUACAAUAAUAGGACAAGGAGUACGAUUCAACGCAGAGAAAAAGAAAGUAGGCAACUAUUUCUCCACCCCGAUCUAUAGUUUUCGCAUGAAACAUAUUACUUGUGGUGGUUGGAUUGAGAUACGGACGGAUCCGAAGAAUACGGCUUAUGUGAUCACUGAAGGGGCGAGAAAACGAGACACCGGCGAGGAUAAAGUUAUGGAAGGGGAUGUCAAAAUUUUGUCCGAGGACGAAAGGGAGAAGCUAAGAAACAAUGCAUUUGCAACUUUAGAGGGGAAAGUUGAGGAGAGAGAAAGGCUAGUAGCUAGCAAGAAACGACUGGAAGAGCUGCAAGAUCUUUCCAACCAAUGGGAAGACCCCUAUGAAAGGAAUAGAAAAUUAAGGAACACUUUUCGAGAAGGGAGGACGAGGCGAGAAAAAGAGGCGGGCGUAGCAUCCGCAUUACAAGAUAAAAUGAGUUUAGGCCUCGACUUAUUGCCAAAACACGAGGAAGAUGCACAGAAGGCUAGUUUCAUUGAAUUUGGGGAUAAUGAUUCUCAUGCCAGUAUCACUAAAGCAAUCUCGAAACCUCUAUUUGGAAACGAUAACCCACCGCCCAAAGCAGAGAGAAAGGGCCAAAAGCUCUCACGGAGAAAGCAGGCUGAGGCAAUAGUAGCAAAACAUCGUAAGGAUGUUGUGGCUGAGAUAAGAGGUAAUACCAGAGCUGCGAUUGAUCCAUUUCUCAUCAACAACCAGCCAAACGGCGCCAAGAACACGCCAAAACCCUUGUUGGUCGGAAUCAAGAGGAAAAGAUCUAUCCCUGGUCUUGAGGAGGCUCCAUCGACAAGAAAAGUAAUUGGUUUGGUCGAUUAUGAUUCCGACGAUUGAUAUUAUGGAUGUGCGGUAAAUCAUUUAGAUCGGACUGUGAUAUUGGGUUUUCAUGAGCAAUAUUUGCAAUACCCUUUUGCUGUCGGGAUAUGCAGUGUCAAUGGACAAUGAGGAGAACAUUCUAAGCA